Platichthys flesus (European flounder) is the source of this 3477-nucleotide messenger RNA. RefSeq names its product ligand dependent nuclear receptor corepressor (gene lcor). Bases 1 to 2091 code for a protein of 696 amino acids. The record is from RefSeq and is a predicted model, not a curated record. NCBI's taxonomy places the organism in Eukaryota, Metazoa, Chordata, Actinopteri, Pleuronectiformes, Pleuronectidae. Gene Ontology annotation, biological process: regulation of transcription by RNA polymerase II. Gene Ontology annotation, molecular function: DNA binding. Gene Ontology annotation, cellular component: nucleus. The transcript is spliced from 7 exons.
AUGGCGAGUCUGUGCAAAAGGCAGCAAUGCACGGUAGAGAGGCGCGGCUUUCGGCAGGAACUUGACUCUUGGAGGCACAAACUCAUUCACUGUGUAGGCUUUGAAAGCAUCUUGGAAGGCUUGUUUGGGCCGGGACUAGUCAAAGAUAUCACCCUGUUCCAAGACUGCGAGCCGGAGGAAGUGUCUGACUGGUCCUUCGACGAGAACUGCCUCUUCUGCUGCUUGAGACGUGAGAAGAUCAAGGACCACGCUGCAGAGGACGGGGGAGGCAGCCAGUCACUGUCCGAGUGUGAAGACUUCAAGAGGGAGCUGUCUCGGAUCAGCCGGCUGGAGAGACAGGCCCAAGACUUCCUCAAUGCUGUGUUCCACCGAAAAGACCUCCCAAGUUUCUCAGACCCGCACAUUCCUCUAGUGGCUCGUGAGAUCAUGCAGCGAAUGAUCCGCCAGUUCGCUGCCGAAUAUACCUCAAAAACUACUCAGGACGACUUGCCCCUGCCCAACGGCACCAUGAAGGACCAAAGCCUACCGAUAGCGGCGUCUCUGGCCCUGGGCUCCUGCUCCCCGCCCGGGGCCCUGCCGGCAUCGAGCUCCCCUCCAUCGUCUGCCUCCUCCUCCCCAUCCCCGACCCCAGGGCCAGGCCUCAGCCCCACCUCCGCUAACGCUGCCGCCGCCGCUGCUGCCACCUCAGCAGCUUCCUGCACCCAGAGCAGCAACGGCACGGGAGCCAGUAACGGCGGAGGAGGAGGUACGGCUGCUGCCUCUGCACAGAAUCCCGUCCUCAGCAAGCUUCUCAUGGCCGACCAGGACGGCCCGCUGGACCUCACCGUGAAGAAGAACCAGGUCGACGACGAGCCCAGCCAGCAGGACGGCGUCCUGGACCUCUCCACCAAGAAGAACAACGGCGCAGACGGCCACAAAACCUCGUCCGGCUUCCCGCCUGCGUCUGGGGUCAAAGGACGUUCCCUCAAAGUGGAACAUCCGCUGCCCGAGGUGGACGAGGGCGAUGGCCCUCUGCAGAAAAGCUUGCAGGACGGACUGAGGGAGAACUCCAGCUCCUUCAAGCCGCCACUAGCCCGCUCACUGCGCAUCAAGGAAGAGCUCCUCAGCCAAAAGCACCGCCUGCUGAGCCAGCCUGCUGCUCUCUCAUUGGCUAAUCUAGAAGCAGCCGGCUUGAUCAGUCACGGGCAGUCCAACUCCUUGCUUGGCCAGAAGGGCUCCUCCUCCUUCUGGGGAAGCAAGGCCCAUCUCGAGAGCCUGAUGAAGCUGAAACAGGCCAGCGGAGCUCUGAGCGGGGCCCUCAGCGACCUCAAAGACCUGCCUACAUUCCUGGAGAAUCACCACCACAACCACCAUGGAGCCUUCUCCAUCAAGAGUUCACUCCUCCAUCACCACCACAAUCAGGCCUCUAAGGCCCAACACCACCACCAAAACGAGGGCAAGAGAGACCAGGGCCACUCGCCACCGGUCGACCUUAAGAUCCCCCAGGUUCGGGGCAUGGAUCUCUCCUGGGACUCCCAUGCCUCCGACCUGUACGGCUACAGCAGCAUGGGGGGUGGCCAUGGGGAGAAUAGUCUGAGCCGAAAGUUGAGAGCCAUCCUGCCCAAGCAGAACCGCCGGGGGUCGAGUCUCGGAAGCCUGCUUGAUGGGGCGGCUGACUACUGGAGCUCUGACCUGGAGCACUCCAUCUCCGGACCAGCGUACUCCACCUCCGACGUGGAAGGGGACCCGAACUCCAAGCAACCACGGAAGAAGAGGGGCCGUUAUCGCCAGUACAACACCGAGAUCCUGGAGGAGGCCAUCACGGUAGUGAUGAACGGGAAGAUGAGCGUUUCCAAGGCUCAGAACAUGUACGGCAUCCCGCACAGCACCCUAGAGUACAAGGUCAAAGAGCGCUUGGGAACCCUGAAGAACCCCCCAAAGAAGAAGCUCAAGCUCAUGAUGAAGAUGGAAGCGGGAGGCCAGGAUUUUCCCGCCGAGUCGGAGAACACGCCAACCUCAACCCCGCGAGAUGACGGGCCGCCUCUGGCAGCCGCGGAGCUCAAGGACAAUGUCAAAGAAGAGAUUGAUGACAAUUUCCAACCAAUCGACUAAACGACUUACACAUGUAAACCUCAGUCAAAUGACUUAAGUGAUUUGAAAACGGAUGGGGCUUUAUUUGUGCCAAUUUACUUUGCAGUAUCUGGGCGAGCACAAACGCAGGGAUAAUACAAGGAGGAUUCUUAAAAACACACUGGAGAGAAACAAUUGAUCGGAUGGUAUUUAACAAGUGUCCCUAAAGCGACGCUGUGCAGGCAUUUGUUUAGCUUUCAUAUCCAGGGGCUGAACAAAUGCGGCUAAAGACAUUGGUUAAUGAAAAUUAAUGAAAUUUCCUAAGCAUGCUGAUAAUCCCAAGCCCAAAAACCCAAUCGCCCUUUUUCUGAACUUGAUACACUGAACCAUUGCUGCUUAUAGACGCAGUUUGGGCUUUUGGACUAUUCCAAUUUGGGGAGAAAUGAGGGGAAAGUUAACUUUAACUCACAAAUCUUGUCCCUUAACCACUCCCCUCUCUCAUGGAUAGCUGACAAUUGGUAAGUGGACUGUCUAUUACAUUCAAAGCCAACUGUAAAGUUUAAUCAUACCACUGAUACUCCUCACCGGGGUUCUGAAUCAAAGCCCGUUCUCUUAUUGCCAGGUAGCCAUGACGCUUUAACUGCAAACCUUUACUUUCCUCCUGAAGAUAUUCUGCUAAUCUCUGUGCGAAUGAAAGCAACAUUAACCCGUCCUUUUUGAAAAACGAGAAAAAGACACACAAAAGUCAUUCAGGGAUGCAUGUCUGUGAGUGGACACUACUGACUUCUAUAACUGACUUCUUUUCCUCUAUCUUUUUCGUUUGGUUUAUUUUUUGCUUUCUUUUGCACUACACUCUGGGUCUGGCGCUUACAGACCAGGUUACCUCGGCAUUGUUGCCCUCGCAUCAUGCACUUAUUAUGGUCUGUCUCUGAAGCCCAGUCCCAACCUCUCAACGGGUCAGAGGUGCACGUCGCCUGUGUUCGCUGAUCCAUCAUCAGAUUCAGGAGGGCGGUUUGACCCUCUUUUUUGCCAACGGACAAGCGGAGGGGCUAAUCUGAUCAUGGAUCAGCUGUUUUUUUAAGGCGGAAUGCUACCUCAUGGACCUCCGUCAGUGUCUCACUGCUGAUCCUGGAAUGCCGGAGAUGCCUUCAGGUUUCCUUCCAAACGGUAACCGAAGUGAGCUCCUACCGCCGCGGCGAUCUUUACCUGCUGAAGGCCUUUUAGGAUCAGAAUGUGAAACUGCUGCUAUACAGUUGAUUAUCUAGCUCCUACACGAGGCCUAAGCUAAUGAGUUCUAGCUCGUCUUCGCUAACAACGAUACAUUUCUCAUGGUUUUGUCUUUUUUCCCUUUUCUAAUCAAACUAAGCAGAAGCAGCUUAGCUGAAAUCCUCCCUCAAACGUCAAAGACAGUUUUAGAGGCUGUUUACU